ACAUUAUCGAUGAUUGAAGUUCCACGAAAAGGUCCAUUCAAGAAAGGAUCAUAUAUUUUAGUUAAAUAUUUUAUUUUCCUCUUAUCAUUAGACAAUCUAAUUCGGUUUUCAAAUACAUCCACAAGAAUAAAUUUCUUAUAUUUCUUUGGCGUCCUCUUCAUAUUUGUGUUUGAUUCUUUUCUGAAACUCCACAAUUCUGGGGAGCAGAUUGACUCCAGUCACACAGGAGAGUGGAGUGGAAUCACAUCCAUUCAUUUUCCUCUACUUGAGAGCUUCAAUGUCGGUGACAAUUUUGUGUUUACUUACACACCGUUGUACGACGUAAUUGAGGUAAACCAACAAGGGUACAACACAUGUACAAUAGCAAAUGCCAUUUCGACAUACAACUCAGGAGAAACAGUGAUCCACGUCAUUGAAUCAGGAAAACGCUACUUCGUUUGUGGCAGAAUGGGCCAUUGCCAACAAGGCCUGAAACUCAAAGUCAAAGUUCAAGCUCAGUCCAACAACACCUCCACCUAUUUCUCCACCAUGCCCUCAUUCUCCUCCUAGUCCACCUGAUGAUAAUGGCUCAACCAAAUGUAGAAGUGAAGUUGCUAGUCCUCCUCCGAAGUUAGUUUGAGCAAUGAAAAGCUUAGUCCAUCAUGGCAAUGCGUAAGCUCAGGGGCCUUGUUUUUUAAUUCUCCUUUGAUUUUUUAUGAUUUCAAAAAGAAAAGACCACUCUCAUUCAAGACUUCGUUUGGAUUCUCCAUUUCCACUCUUGCAACACCAGAGUAUUUUGGUCACAAAAUUUCUUUCAUUAUAAGCUCAGCAAUAGCUUCUAGAGAUGGUCCGUUUGCGUACCCUAAGAAUUUCUUUGGAGUGUCAAUUGAUACCAAUCUGGAUCCAUUUGGUACACCAACUGAAUUGUACAUUCGACUCUAACAACAGUUCCUUCGCUUUAGCUUUUGCAAAAUUUAUCAAAAAUAUACGUAGCGGUGCGGAGUAUACAUGUUCGGUAGAAUUUGAAGCUAUAACAGAAAUCAUGAUGGUUUAUCUUGGCAUAGGAUUUAUCAAACCAGUUGAGCCCUUGUUAGUAACUAGAGGUGAAGCAGUUGAUUCAUACUUAAGUUCAAAUAAUGGUAUCCAUUUUG
This is a messenger RNA of Medicago truncatula (barrel medic), 1130 nucleotides long. RefSeq names its product uclacyanin 1-like. Gene Ontology annotation, molecular function: electron transfer activity. The record is from RefSeq and is a predicted model, not a curated record. Gene Ontology annotation, cellular component: plasma membrane. Bases 10 to 549 code for a protein of 179 amino acids. The transcript has 2 exons. Lineage: Eukaryota; Viridiplantae; Streptophyta; Magnoliopsida; Fabales; Fabaceae.